Capsicum annuum is the source of this 3425-nucleotide messenger RNA. Its product is annotated as pumilio homolog 4-like. The record is from RefSeq and is a predicted model, not a curated record. NCBI's taxonomy places the organism in Eukaryota, Viridiplantae, Streptophyta, Magnoliopsida, Solanales, Solanaceae. Gene Ontology annotation, molecular function: mRNA binding. Gene Ontology annotation, biological process: post-transcriptional regulation of gene expression. The coding region runs from base 240 to 2993 and encodes 917 amino acids. The transcript is spliced from 11 exons. Gene Ontology annotation, cellular component: cytoplasm.
AAAAAAGCAGUUGCAUUCUUAAAGCAACUUUCAACAAUCUAUAAGAAACAACCUCUCUGCCUCCAAGGUAGGGGUAAGGUCUACAUACACUCAACCCUCCCGGAUCCCACUUUUUGUGAUUUACACUGGGUGAUUUUGUUGUUGUUGGUAUUGAUUUGACUUCUCUUUUUGUACUGCUUUGGACUCUUGACCCGAGGAUCUAUCAUAAACAACCUUUCUACCUCCAAGGUAGAGUUGACAUGACUAAAGGAAGCAUGGAAGAUAAUGUAGUUCUGUCCCACGUGAAUCUGAGUAAUGGUGAUAAGAUGUUGGCACCAAAUUCCAAUGGGAUUUUACAGGGCAGGAACAGUUUGGAGAGUGAGCUCGAGUCAAUACUUAUGAGGCAGCAGCAACAGCAACAUAAUCGCGAUUUAGUUGGUGAACGGGGGAGGGAUUUGAAUAUAUCGAGGAGUGGUAGUGCUCCGCCUACUGUCGAAGGAUCGUUGAGUGCUGUUGGAAGUAUGUUUAGGAAUUCCAAUUUAGCACAAUCUAAUGGUAAUCACAGCAGCAAUGGUGGUGUUGGUAAUUCUAGCAGUGACAGUUUGACAGAAGAACAAAUUCGAUCACACCCCGCGUACUUAGCAUACUAUUAUUCAAAUGUCAAUCUUAAUCCAAGAUUGCCCCCACCGUUGUUGUCUCGAGAGGAUUGGAGAAUUGCUCAGAGGGUUCAGGCAGGAGGAUGUGCAUUUAUGAGCAAGAAUUUGAUGGAACAAGGUGGUGGUUCUUCGUUGUUCGCGAUGCAGCCCGGUUUCCCUAUACAGAGGGCAGAAGAUGAAUUGAUAAAGCUGAGGAAGACUGCAGCGAGGAAUCUUUCACGAGGAACAUUGGAAUCGGGCAAUGGAAUUGGUGUGAGGAAAAAGAGUUUCGCGGACAUAGUUCAGGAAGGACGUGACCAAUCUGGACGCUCAUCUCCUGACAUUUCACACUCAGAAAGCAUUGAACACACAAUGGCAUCACAUAAUGGAAAUGCUCCCCCGGGCUUUUCUGGAUUGGAAAAGAGUCAGAAUCCUAGUCCGCAUCAUCCUGAUUCUUCUGCAUCUGCUAUCAGUUCAUCAAUGAGAAGGAGUGGAACACCUGAGCCUCGUUCGUUUACAAGAUCACCUAGUCCCAAGAUUUCAAUUGACAUAACUAGCUCAAAAGGCCUCAACGGUGUUUCCUCUGGGAUGACUGACAUAUCUGAUCUUACUACCUCGUUAUCUCGCCUGCAACAUGAUGAUAAUAUGCAGCAGACUUGGCUUCAAAAUAGAGUAUCAAAUGGUUACAGGCAGGGUGUGCAGCAACAAUUAAUUGCUUCCGAUUUUGCUGACCAUAAUUCCAACUUCUACCAGUCAAAUCCUAAAUUUAGGAGUCAAAACUCUAGAGUCCAACACCAUGUCAAUAACAAUCACGUUGUUGAUUCUACGGGAUAUUUACCGGGUGGAUACAAAUACAAUCCGAAGAUGAACAUGGCGUUGAACAACCAUCAUGGUUCUCAUUUAAAUGGUGUCAGUGGGAAUGGACACCAUUAUGCUACUGUUUGUAUAGACAAUUCAUCUAAAGGAAGAAAUUUGUUUGGAACUUCUCAUGGCAAUACAGACGUAAAAGUUCUUGGAACAAUGUAUGCUGAGGCAUCACUCCCGCAACAGAAGCAACAAUAUUGCUCGUCCUUAAUGCAUAAUUCUUGCAGUUUAACAGAUCGGUAUCAUGUGAUUCAUGCACUUGGCUCAGGUCAAGAGAACAAAAUAGCAAAUUCAUUGUAUGUGACAGUAGGAUCUAGAAGUCCUAUGUUUCAGAGUGAUCCUCUCCCACAGGUUUCUCCCGUCUUGAGAAAUUCUACCGAUGAAUCUAGAAGUUCAUGGCAAUUGGAGAACGUUGCUGAUGGAAGUGCUGCAUCAUCUCUGCUGGAAAAUCUCAAGAACAACCCCAGGUCGUUAGACCUUUUGGAUGUUCUCAAUCAUGUUGAAGAAUUCAGUAUGGAUCAGUAUGGGAGUCGAUUUAUUCAAAAGAAGCUGGAAACUGCCACUGUCGAAGAAAAGAUGAAGAUAUUCCCCGAAAUUCUACCUCAUGCUCAUAGUUUAAUGACCGAUGUCUUUGGAAAUUAUGUCAUACAAAAAUUCCUUGAGCAUGGUACAGACAGACAAAGGAAGGAACUAGCAAGGCAGCUUAUCGGACAUGUUUUACCUCUGAGUCUUCAAAUGUAUGGUUGCAGAGUUAUUCAGAAGGCUCUGGAGGUCUUUGAUGUGGAACUGCAGAAGCAAAUGGUUAUAGAACUAGAUGGCUAUGUGAUUAAAUGUGUUCGUGAUCAGAACGGUAAUCAUGUUAUUCAGAAGUGCAUAGAGUAUGUGCCUCAAGAUCAAAUUCACUUUAUUAUAGCUUCCUUCUUCGGGCAUGUUGUAUCUCUAUCAACACAUCCUUAUGGCUGCCGUGUCAUUCAGAGAGUCCUUGAGCACUGCAACAACCCGGAGACACAAAAGAUCAUCAUGGAUGAAAUAAUGCAGGCUGCUGGUACCCUAGUGCUGGAUCAGUACGGAAACUAUGUCAUUCAGCAUGUACUGAAACAUGGUAAACCACAUGAGAGGUCUGAGAUAAUAGGCAAGCUUACUGGACAAAUUGUGAAGAUGAGUCAGCACAAGUACGCUUCUAAUGUCGUUGAGAAGUGCUUGAUUUUUGCAACUCCAAAAGAGCGUCAAGUUCUGGUGAAUGAGAUGCUUGGUUCGACACCAGAAAAUGAGCCUCUACAGGCCAUGAUGAAGGAUCCAUUUGGUAACUAUGUAGUGCAAAAGGUUCUUGAGACAUGUGAUGAUCAAAGUCGUGAACUAAUUCUUUCGCGCAUUAGAAUACACCUUACUGCCCUCAAGAAAUACACUUAUGGAAAACACAUUGUAUCGCGUGUUGAAAAGCUCAUCGCGACAGGAGAGAAACACGUGGCUUUAUCGUUGAAUUCUUCUCGAGGCAAUCCAGUUUUGAAGAACUGAAGAGAUUUUUUGUGUACAGCUUAUAAAUAACUGUAAAUAAGAAGCAAUCCAGUUUUGCUUCUGCCUAAAUAAUUGUAAAUGAAAACCUGUAAUUAUUUUUUCACUAUGAGGAUAGAGAAAUGAGGCAACUUAUUAUUUGCUAUUACAUGUUUUUUUUGAACUAUUGUAAAUAAGCUGAUACUUCUUGAGCAUAAAAAAAAUUGAGGAUACUUAACAUAUGAUUUUUUUGUAUAAUCAUCUGGUAUUCGGGAUUUAUAGGCUCGAUUAGUCUGAAGUCGUGUCUAGUAAGGCGUUGUAGAGGAGAAUACGCUCCCUACCAGAGAUUUUUCUAUUUUCAGAACUCGAACCCGAAAGUCGAGACCUCUGAUGAUGUAUGUUAUGUUAUCAUUUAACCAUGAGAAAAAUAACUGCACCUACAAGUGACUAUUUGUA